AUGGCUGGUUCCCGAAAAUCUCAACUGAAAAUCGAACCGAGCAAUGAACUGGACUUUUUUGGUCCAUUCACUACCGUGCAGCCUUCCAUAAUUAAUUUAACAAACCCCACCGAUAAUCGAAUUACUUUUAAAGUUAAAACAACAGUGCCAAAACGGUACUGCGUUCGUCCUAGCUGUGGUAUAGUUGAGCCUUCAGAGACCGUGAAUGUCGCGGUUAUGUUGCAGCCGUUUGACUGCGAUGGAGCUGAGAAAAACAAACAUAAAUUUAUGAUUCAAUCAAUGGUUCUCGAAGAUGAAAAUACAGAAAAUCUAGAGCAGAUUUGGAAAGAGGCCAACCCGUCGCAGAUCAGUGAUACGCGCCUUAAGUGCACCCUAAGGCUUCCUGAUGACUUACUGAAAUGUGAACCUGAAGAGCUUGUAUUCGAAGGUCCUGCAAGUGAAUCCUCCACCUGCGUUUUGUCCGUAAGGAACACAUCGCCUAAGGACGUAGUCUUCAAAGUUAAGACCAAUGCGCCUAAGCGAUACGUAGUUACUCCAAACGAGGGCAUUAUCAAGGCACAUGAAACUCAAAUGAUCAAAGUGGCAACCGUCGCCGGUGUUGACUCUGCUGGUGAAUCACGAGAUAGGAUUGCCCUGUUAUCCGUACUAGCUCCGGAUGACCUUCCUGCCUCAAUCAGCGACAUCUGGCACACGGUGGACAAGGCUAAAAUUUCGGAGAAGUUCCUUGCGUGCAACUUCCCCAAUCAAGAACAGGUUUGUCCCUCGGGGAUCGCACCUAACCAAUCGAACAAGCUUGCCCAGCUUACCCAGGAAAUAGAGAAGCUUCGUAAGGAAAAUGAGGAACUCAAACACCAUCAAGCCGUUAUGAACAGACUUGGUCGUGAAACAUCUGCCCCAGCACCUGUUCCAGCGGCAUCGGGUCCCAUGGAUGCUUUCCGGAUGAACAUCCCGCCGAUUCUCUACCUUCUCGUAACCUUCUUGUUUGCUCUCGCUGUGGGGAAAUUUAUCCUCUAA
Mesocestoides corti is the source of this 1014-nucleotide messenger RNA. The record is from the annotation of a GenBank genome assembly. NCBI's taxonomy places the organism in Eukaryota, Metazoa, Platyhelminthes, Cestoda, Cyclophyllidea, Mesocestoididae.